Molecule: messenger RNA, 445 nt
Organism: Saprolegnia parasitica CBS 223.65
Lineage: Eukaryota; Oomycota; Saprolegniomycetes; Saprolegniales; Saprolegniaceae
Exons: 1
Coding region: 53-373 (106 amino acids)
Source: RefSeq, a predicted model, not a curated record
CGCAAGUCGGAAGCUAAUUUGGGGAUCUUGGCCAUGUCAUUUUGAAGAUUGCAUGGACGAUCCUCUCUUGUGCCAGUACGCGCCGCGGGGCAAGUGCCGGGAGCCGCGGGCGCGCAAGCCCAACGGCCAUCUGCACUCACUUUGUGCGCACCACCGCGCAAGGCAGAACGCCAACCAGCGGCGGCGCGAUACCAAGCUCCGGCGCCUCAAGACAAUGUACCGACCGCUCUUGCUGCCGUACGCCGUGGCCGCGCCGCCGACGUAUGCCCGGGACACACCGCGUCUCCCGCCCAUCCGCUUUCUCUUGCACCGCCAUGAUGGGAUGCCGCACCCCAUGUGCUCGGCCUUGUCGUCGACCUACUUGCACGCUUGAAGCACACGUGACCGUCGGCGCAAGGCGAUCGAAGCAGACCACAAGCAUGGGUAAUGGAAACGUGUUAUCGAA